AUGUAUAUUUCUUGUUUUGUCCUCUCCAUUUGUCCCAAAGACAUGCGCGCGGACAUCUGCGUCCACCUGAACAGACAGGUGUUCAACGACCACCCGGCCUUCCGUCUGGCCAGCGACGGCUGUCUGCGCUCGCUCGCCGUGGAGUUCCAGACCACUCACUGUGCACCCGGUGACCUCAUCUUCCACAUCGGCGAGAGCGUCGACACCCUCUGCUUUGUCGUGUCGGGUUCACUGGAGGUUAUCCAGGACGACGAGGUCAUCGCAAUAUUAGGUAAAGGCGACGUGUUUGGAGACGCAUUCUGGAAAGAGAGCACACAGGCGCGCGCGUGCGCAAACGUUCGAGCACUGACCUACUGCGACCUGCACGUCAUCAGGAGAGAAGCUCUGAUGAGGGUGUUGGAGUUUUACACGGCAUUCGCCAACUCCUUCUCCCGCAACCUCAUACUCACCUGUAAUCUGCGAAAACGGAUAAUCUUCAGAAAGAUUGCCGACGUGAAGAGGGAGCAGGAGCGCCAGAGGAGCGAGGUGACCCUCUACAUCCCUGACGACCACCCGGUGAGGAAGCUCUUCCACAGGUUCAGGCAGCAGAGAGACGCUCAGACACCAGCCGAGGAUCAUAACUGUGUGCAGGUGGAGCCGCAGCGCCACCACCACCACGCUGACUCAAACUCUUACACACAGUGUCAGACUGUGUCCUCUCAGGUUCAGGAGUUCAGCGCCGGUGCAGCAGGAGGAGGAGGAGGAGGAGGAGAAAAAUCAGAGCAGAGCUGCACACAAGAGGCAGAGGAGUCUUUAUCGAGGCCUCACGCAGCAGAUCCACUAUGUGAGAUUGUUGACAGCCCUGCAGAGGGCAGCGCUGCAGGUGGAGAGGUAGGUGUUGCCAGUCAUGGCACCACCAGCAGCAGCAGCAGUAGAGGUUCUAGAGGCUGGGCCAAGUUUAGAAACACCGCUUCUGCUGCUCCUGCACCUCCUGCUGUCCGCCAAGAACAGCAGACUCAGAAACCAGAGGAGUGGCCCAAAGGUUCUCAGUCUUCAGAGCAGUUAGGAGCUGCCAACAACUCAGAGGAAGGCGGAGAGAUGGAGAAAACUGGAGGAGGCAACGGCGCAGGAGACCCAGGCGAAGAAACGAGUGCCUUGCACAAAACGGACUCCUGUGACAGCGGGAUCACAAAAAGCGAUCUGCGGCUUGACCGAGCCGGAGCCUCGAGGAACUCCUUUGAGAGGAGCCCGAUGGAGAGGCAUGUGUUCGAGCACAGCGACAGCGAGCUCUCUCUGAAGCAGGCUUUUCUCCAGCCGGUGUCUGAACAGGCGCUGCUGCAGGCGACGCUGCACGAAGCCAAGCAGGAGCUGAAAGGAGACAUUCAGAUAGUGAGCAGCCGGCUGUCGGUGCUCGAGUCUCAGGUGAGCGAGAUCCUCAGGUUGCUGUCGAUUAAAAGGAGACUCUCACUGCCGCCGACGUCGUCUCCAAAGCCGAGGUUCAAAGGACACGACUCAGUCGCGGCCUCCAGGUGUGUCACACUGAAAACAGAUGACGGGCCCUUUUGACUAGUUACAAAUGUGUACACUGGAUAUCCUUGUAUGAAACUGAUGCAUGUCCUGCUGGACUCUGGCCUGCCAAAGAAACUUGCAUUAAGCACAUGCUGCAUGCAGAAAUCCCUUUCAUGUCACCUUAGCACUGCAAUAACCCAGGGAUUUUUCUAACUCUUUGACUUCUCAGACACUUUUAUGGUCAUUUGUACGCAACAUUUCAUUAAAAGCAACACGAAGUCUGGGCAACAUUUCCGGUCUGGACAUUCUCGGGAGUUUGCCGUUUCCCUGGAGGAUCCAGGUGAAGAGGUGACACCUGGCUGCAGGAACCAGGACACUCUCAAAGUCACACACUGGCUGUGGAUUAUCCAGACAAUUUGCAGAGAGACUUAUGUGGACAUUAAAGCACUCCGCACACUACGGUUUUGUCUUUCACUCAGUGCAUCGAUUUGCAGCUCACACAUCUAUUUUGGUAGACAUGCUCCCUGGUGGUCUAGUGGUUAGUAUUCGGCCCUCUCACCGCCGCGGCCCGGCUUCGAUUCCCAGUCAGGGAACUUACUUCGCUUAGCCCAUGGCUAAGUGGAAAGGGAACUUGGCUUGUAACCAAAGGGUUGCGUGUUUGAGUCCUCACCAGGUCAAAAAAGCAAGGUACCCAACCCCCAAUGGCGCCCGCUAAUUCUAGGAGGGUUUCUAGUAGAGGAUGGGUUAAAUGCAGAGAAGGAAUCUCCCCAGCACGACUCAUUUAGUUAUUGAUUUUUACCCAUUCACACUUGGGGGGUUAAGAAUCAAACACCCCUGAACUUCCAUUUGGAAGACGACCUGCUCGACCACUGAGCCACGGCUGCACACAUAUGACGACUAACAUCAGAGCGUUCACCUGACUUAACGUUCAUAAAACCACGCGCUCAUGAGCAGAAACAGCACUGGCGAUCUUUCUCUGAGUCAUUUGUCAGGUAUGUAAAUAUGUGCCUUACAAUAUGGAGCCUCAUGGAGUCAAAGAACAUGGAAUGAAAAACUGGAGGAUCAUGAUUAUGUUUUUUUUUGUCUCAUUGUUGUUGUUUAAUGAUCUCCUUUGUUUAGGCUUCAUUCCCAUGCAUGUUCAAUAGGCAUGCAAUAAUGUCAUGAUUUUGUCAAAUGUCGAUUCUCCUUAAACCUAUAUGAAUAUUUCCGCUCCUUCUUAUAUCUUCGCCUCUUGCUCAGGUAUUUUUUCUGUCAGACUUUAUAUUUGGCUGCUCGUUAAGACGCGAUUCAUGUUUGAAACACACACUUCUAUGCAAAUCCCACUGAACUCAAUGAACUACCAACACUUUUGUUGAGAUAGAAACGGGCAAAGAGAGACGCAGUAGUGACCGUAAAGCCCUCAUCGGUUAGGAUGUAAAAGCAUGUGACUGUCAGCUGAUAUAUAGCAAUAUAUUUAUUUUAAUAUACGACCGUGCAUGCAUCCAACGAACCUGUCGACAAUGACAUUAAUAUUGAAACUGAUGCCUGGUUCCAAUCUGUUUUUUAAUCUGUUGUUAUGCAACAUAAAAGUCGUUUAUGUUUCCUGUU
Molecule: messenger RNA, 3075 nt
Organism: Solea senegalensis (Senegalese sole)
Lineage: Eukaryota; Metazoa; Chordata; Actinopteri; Pleuronectiformes; Soleidae
Product: potassium voltage-gated channel subfamily H member 5-like
Exons: 4
Coding region: 1-1545 (514 amino acids)
Biological process (GO): potassium ion transmembrane transport; regulation of membrane potential
Cellular component (GO): membrane
Molecular function (GO): voltage-gated potassium channel activity
Source: RefSeq, a predicted model, not a curated record